AUGCGGCUGUUCACAUCAAAAGAGUUCGAACUCAAGUACGAGAAUGGGGAGAAGAAGAUCGAAUCGAUCAAAGACAAUGGAGAUAUCGAAGCGGUACCAGCCGCGCAAGUGGCAGACGAAAUCGACCCAGUAGUCGAGAAGCGCGUGCGACGAAAGUUGGACACGCACAUCGUCCCGUUGCUUUCCGCCUUAUAUCUGCUCGCUUUCUUGGACAGAUCGAACAUUGGAAACGCCCGUAUCGCAGGGAUGGAAGAUGAUCUCGGUCUCAGUAGUCCGCAGUACCAGUGGCUUCUGACCAUCUUCUAUAUCUCCUAUAUCGUCUUCGGGUUCCUCGCGAUAAUGUGGAAAGUGAUACCUCCACAUAUGUGGGCUGCGGGCUGCGUUUUCGUCUGGGGCCUCGUUUCGACCGUGCAAGCAGCGACAACCUCGUGGGGAGGAAUGAUGGCAUGUCGAUUCAUCAUGGGAGCUGCAGAAAUCGCUUAUGGUCCUGGUGUCCCAUUCUUACUCUCGUUCUUCUAUUUGAGGCACGAACUUGGGCUAAGAUGUGGACUAUUUUUGUCAGCCGCUCCAUUGGCAAAUACCUUUGCAGGCGCGUUGGCAUACGGUAUCACGAGUGGUAACCCCGGAAUGGCAAAAUGGAGAGUUUUAUUUCUGGUGGAGGGAUUACCGACAGUGGUGAUGUCCGCAGUCGCGUUUUUCUUUCUGCCAGACAGUCCAGAGAAGGCAAAGUUCUUGACAGAGGAAGAGAAGGCGGUUGCGAGAGCUCGUGGUGUGGCACAGGCUGGCGCCGCGACAAGAAUCGGAGGCAUCGACUGGAAAGAGAUUCUGGAAGGACUGAUGGAUGUGAAAGGCUGGAUACUCGGUCUUAUGUACUUCAGUGGAAAUGUCGCAUUCUCAUCCUUACCGGUCUUCCUGCCCACAAUUCUUAAAGAAAUGGGGUUUUCGAGUGUCAACGCACAGGGAUUGACAGCACCACCCUUUUUCCUCUCUUUCAUCACCGUUAUAGUUACAUGCUAUAUCGCAGACCGGACACAGCAGCGCGGCAUCAUGAUCGCAAUCCUUACGGCCAUCGGGGGAAUCGGAUAUGUGAUUUUGGCUACAACCAAGAGCGUGGCCGCCAGAUACUUCGGAGUUUUUCUGGCUGCUGCCGGCAUUUUUCCAGCUAUUGGAAAUGUUCUUCCAUGGGUCACAAACAAUCAGGGCUCUGAUACGAGGAGAGGCUUUGGUAUUGUCAUCCUGAACCUGGUUGGUCAAUGUGGGCCUUUGUUAGGAACGAGGCUGUACCCCACAUCUGAGGGACCUUUCAAAGUUGGAGAGGCUAGACUGGGGCUAGACCCACAUCCUGGGCACGGACAUCCAAUAAUAACGUCACUGCCAGCCAGGUUCAAGAUGAAUAUCGCAGGAACUCCACACUCUGCACUUCUUACGCGCUUUUCGCCCAACCGCCUUCGUGUCUCCGUCCCAGUGGCUCCUCACUGCUGCACCUCCUUGUCAUACAGCACUAGAUCUGUCAUUGUUAUCUCGAUACGCGCUUGCCCUGCAAUGGCAUCGAAUCCAGGCCCUUCGUCCGCAGGUGCUGCAGCACCUGGCAACUCGCCGCGUCCAGGGCUGGAAGCUUCAUCUGCGCCACCAAAGAAGAAGAAGACUCACCGUGGCGGAAAGAAGAGGCGCAACCGGCGUCAGUCCUUUGCUGCGGGAGCCGACCUGGCACAAGGCGACUCGAUGGAUGAACGUCCAAGCUUGGCCAAUGUCGCCAGCCAUGGCCAGUCGCGAGGAAGCAACGGCUUCUACCGCACCCACAGCAACCUCAGCAACACGAGCCUCGAGAGCGAAGCGCUCUUAGAUCACAGAGAACAACCGACUAUCCGAACGCGCAGACCGAGCGUACCUGUAACGUCCAUGUACCAGCCGAGGGCAAGUCAGUCCAACGCCAACGUACCCCAGCGCCUCCAAGCAUCCAACUCAUAUGGCCGCUCCCGGCUGUCGCAUACCCCUGAAGAGGUCCAAGAUAGUGAUGCCGACGAAGACGCCAACGACAGAACGCCCCUGAUGGCCUCUUCUCAGCGCGACAUCAGGACAGGCACUAGCUAUGGCUCCAACAGCGGCAAACCCCGAAGAGGAAGCAAGACGUCCAUGAAGAGCCCAAAGCAUAUGCCCAUGCCCGAACACAGGCCUGACUUGUUCACGCAACACCACCACUCUGCGACCAACCUCGACGAGUACGAUGUCAACAACCCCCCAUCUGUUCCCACCAGCCCUGCCUUCGAGGCCACUAGUGGCCUAGACGAUGUCAUGCUCCCGACAGAUUUAGACCACAUGUCUGACCCGGGAAGAGCCACCAGUCCGUCUCGGGAUGCGCUCAUCGAUAUCGAUGAGGAUGGUCACUCGGGUUCGCCUCCUGGUCCUGGCGACUUCAGACGCCGUAUGACGACUUCUGGGCUUGAAGACGUCUGCUUCCCACACGAGGCUAUGUCUGAGAUGGGACACGAAGACUACAUGAACGCUCCUACGACUGGCGAGCCAACGAGUCGCCGAAGACGCCGCCGCUGGCCCAAUCUCGACGUUUUACAAGCUUGGGCACAUGAGGAGAAGGAGCAGCGGACUAUUGAGGGCAUGCGUAUGCGCAAGGUUAGUGAGCCGCUCAUGGUAGAAGGACGUCUCCGACCAAGGCGACGCGUCUGGCAUCGCGAGGACAGCGACGCUCCUUACCGCUUUACCUACUUCAACGAGACUUUCGACAACACAAUUCACUCUCAAAGCAUUAGCGAACUUUUGCAACCCGGACAGAGUUUCAGGAACCUCUUCGUCCCUGACCCGCCAAUCUUGGACGAGGAUAGUGAUUCUUCGGACACGGAGGAUGACAUGCUGCACGCAGGCCCCAACGGCUACGCCUCUCGGACAACAACGCGGUCAACCUCGAAAGCAGAGGGCAAGUAUUCCUCUGGUGAGCAAACGCGCUCGACUACACCCCGACCCACAGACGCACCCAAGAACGAUCAACCUGAGGCCGAGAAGCCGAAGCGCUAUGGCCCACGGCCUGCCUGGUGGUUGGAUGUCAUGUCCCCCACGGAGACUGAGAUGAAGGUCAUUUCUAAGACGUUUGGCAUCCAUCCAUUGACGUCAGAAGACAUUCUGAUGCAAGAGCAACGUGAGAAGGUUGAGCUUUUCAAGCACUACUACUUCAUCAACUACCGUACCUUUGAGCAGGACGAGAACAGUGAAGACUAUCUAGAGCCUGUCAACCUGUAUGUUGUUGUGUUCAGAGAAGGUGUAAUAAGCUUCCACUUCUCUAUGACACCGCAUCCUGCAAACGUCCGUCGCCGUAUUCGUCAACUCUCAGAUUACCUUGUUCUAUCUCCCGACUGGAUCUCGUAUGCCAUUAUCGAUGAUGUCACCGAUGCUUAUGCGCCUAUGAUACAGAAGAUCGAAGAAGAGGUUGAUGAUAUUGACGAGGCUAUACUGCGACUUCAUUCGAGCGAAGAGGAACAGGAAGCUGAGAAAGAAAAGUCAUACAGCUACAACAAUCCGCACUACGACGAGCCUCCCGAGGUGAAGUCGCAGCAGGAAAGUGGCCGAGACAUGUUGCGACGCGUUGGAGAAUGCAGAAAGAAGGUUAUGAGCCUCUACCGCUUGUUGGGUAACAAGGCCGAUGUCAUUAAGGGUUUCGCGAAGCGCUGCAACGAGCAGUGGGACAUUGCCCCUCGCAAUGAGAUCGGCAUGUACCUUGGAGAUAUCCAAGAUCACAUUGUAACCAUGACGGGCAAUCUAGGGCACUACGAGAACCUCCUCUCUCGUGCUCACAGCAACUAUCUCGCUCAGAUCAACAUCAGGAUGAACGAACGUCAAGAAAAGACAUCUGACAUUCUGGGUAAGCUUACAGUGCUCGGAACGAUUGUCCUGCCAAUGAAUGUUGUGACGGGUAUCUGGGGUAUGAACUGUCUCGUUCCCGGUCAAGACAUUGAGAAUCUCAACUGGUUUUGGUCCAUUACUGGAGGCCUCAUCACCUUCGGUCUCCUCUGCUACUUCAUCGCAAAGAGAGUGUAUGGUAUUGUUUGA
This is a messenger RNA of Alternaria burnsii, 4056 nucleotides long. Its product is annotated as magnesium transporter alr2. The record is from RefSeq and is a predicted model, not a curated record. Gene Ontology annotation, molecular function: magnesium ion transmembrane transporter activity. The transcript has 8 exons. NCBI's taxonomy places the organism in Eukaryota, Fungi, Ascomycota, Dothideomycetes, Pleosporales, Pleosporaceae. Gene Ontology annotation, cellular component: plasma membrane. Bases 1 to 4056 code for a protein of 1351 amino acids. Gene Ontology annotation, biological process: magnesium ion transmembrane transport; intracellular magnesium ion homeostasis.